Nomia melanderi (Alkali bee) is the source of this 1902-nucleotide messenger RNA. RefSeq names its product putative G-protein coupled receptor B0563.6. NCBI's taxonomy places the organism in Eukaryota, Metazoa, Arthropoda, Insecta, Hymenoptera, Halictidae. The record is from RefSeq and is a predicted model, not a curated record. Gene Ontology annotation, biological process: G protein-coupled receptor signaling pathway. Gene Ontology annotation, molecular function: G protein-coupled receptor activity. Gene Ontology annotation, cellular component: membrane.
CGCCCGGAAGCGCGCCGAGUCGCGCGGCGCGCUCGCGGAGGAGCUAUUAGUUUAUCGCGGUGCGCGCCUUUAUUGCAUCUUUAACCGAGUUAGCCGGACGAAGGGCGCCGGAAUAUAAUUAUAAUGUACAAGUAAAUAUACUUCGGGCACAACAAUAAGUCACCCCGCGGCGGGAGCAUGCGCGAUAUCGGCUUUUUCUCGGGGUACCCGCCGGUCUGCUCAUCGGAGAUGGAUCUCGCAGAACUUGUUGUGCGCCCGUUCACGGCUGAAGUGAUUAUCAAUGAAGUCGGUGGAACACGCGAGGCAAACGUACACGCCGCGCUGAGCCCGACGCGGCCCUACAGUUGCGACAGGAUCCCUCGUUUCGCGUAAACAGUUCAUUAUGCUAACAGGAGUUCUCAAGGGAACCCUUUUGUGCUGCGAGGAUGAGAACUUCACGUGGACCGGUGUCGCCAAUGGGAACAGAAGCACCCUCCACGAGACCGCGCCUCUGUUAAGAAUCAUUUACAAAAUAAUAAUACCAACGAUAAUAGCCACCGGCCUGUUCGGCAAUGUUUUAAUACUGCUGGUACUGUCUACGCCGACGUUCCGCGGUAUCGCUUAUCUGUAUCUCAAAGGACUAACCCUGGCGCACGUCGGAGUCAUGAUAUCGUGGAUACCGAUAUUUAUCAGACUGGGUCACGGUAUGAAGAACAAUUACCCGUCCGCGUUCUACCACGCGCACAUGGAGCUCGUCGCUGUGAACGUCUUCGCCCUGGCGAGUAUUCUAAUAAUGACCUGCUUGAUCGUGGAUAGAUACAUCUUCAUUUUCUUCCCGGCCCGGAUUCGGAGCAGAAACGCACGCAAAGACGUCCGCUCGUUCGUUCUGUGCUCGUUCAUCAUCGGAUUCGCGAUCAGUGCUCCGCUAACUGGAACGAGAACGGUCCACGAACAGCCGGAUGGCGCCGGUAUUCGGUUCACGUUGCGCGAGAACGUUUCCUUCACGAGGCAUCCUCUGUGGCACGCGUACAUAUGGAUCAUGGAGAUCGUGACUCGGCUUUGCCCGACCAUGAUCCUCCUUCUGCUGAACACCGCGGUCGUCAAGAGAUUCUUGCAUCUGAACAGAAAGAAAAGGGAGUUCCAAUCAGUCUCUGACAAGUACCGCACCGCGAAUCUUCCCGACACAUCGUUGCUGACUCGCAACCGUGGCUACAGAGAGGAACAGCACCUUGCUACACUAAUGUCGGUCAUAGUGACGUGCUUUGUAGUGACUAUGAUACCGUCGAUCGUUCUCCCGUUUUUGUAUGAUAAUUACGAGACCCUGGAUACUGGUUACCAUCUGUUUCGCGCGUUCGCAGCUGUCACGGAGCUUUCAAAUUUCGCUGUUCACGUUUUCAUAUAUUUCUCCUGCAGCAAAGAGUUUCGUGAGGAAUUUUUGAAGAUCAUUCAGAACAAAUGGAGGACCAAUAUGGAGGAUGAGAUUGAACGGCCAGUUGGAGAAAUCGAAGACUAUAGCCGACAUGGUACAACAGUUCGAUUGACGCCUGAACCGACGAAAUUAAAUUCCCCUGGUUCUGCGAGCAGACAUAAUCCUAUCGAAGAAGAUAAAAAUUCGGAACUGUUGAAUGCCUCUGAUAUUGUCUAGUAAUUGUAAUAAUAAAUUCCAAAUAAAACUGUCCAAUUAUUAUAACGACAUCAGUGGUCCAAUGUUAGCAAUGAGGUUCAAUUUCACUCAUUGAGAGGAUGUAAUAUAUAUACUGACAUAAAAGUCUCUCUAUUAUACUUAAUUUUGACUUCCUGAUUUUGUUUUUAAUUUUGGAUACUUUUAUACGGUCUAAAUUAAAAUUGCAUUUCUUAUACCAAGAAUAAUAUCCAUGACAUCAAUCAGAUCCAAGUAUCUCGUUUCGCAUCGCAUUCGCAAUU